Lontra canadensis (Northern American river otter) is the source of this 2294-nucleotide messenger RNA. RefSeq names its product paired box 2 (gene PAX2). NCBI's taxonomy places the organism in Eukaryota, Metazoa, Chordata, Mammalia, Carnivora, Mustelidae. Gene Ontology annotation, molecular function: DNA-binding transcription factor activity, RNA polymerase II-specific; RNA polymerase II cis-regulatory region sequence-specific DNA binding. The record is from RefSeq and is a predicted model, not a curated record. Gene Ontology annotation, biological process: regulation of transcription by RNA polymerase II; anatomical structure development.
UUAACCAGUUAGGAGACAAAGGGCUUCUCCUGCCUGGUGCGUACUAGGGGACCCGAGCGAGCGCGGACGAAGGCUGCGGAGGCUGGGCCAGCGGCUCCGGGAAGAGCGGGGCCGGGCCGAGCGCGCUGCGCCUCCUGCGCUAGCUCGGGAUCCGUCAAGCUGGCAGCGGGCGGCGCUCAGCCUCGUUCGCAGCCUCUUCUCUCCAGCCGGGGAGAGCAAACCUCGGCUCCCGCGUCCUCUGCCGCCAGCGACCAGUCGCUCUGCACUGUCUCCCUCCCCAAGCCCUUCUCCCAGGCCACCCGAGGGUCCAGAAGCCAAGUCCCUGGCUCUCCCACCGUCCGCUGGGUCCCACUGAGGCAGGUGGGUCCUCGCUGGAGGUCUCCAGCUCCAUCCUAAACCGAGCGUUCUGGGCUACCCAGACUCUUAUGGCCAAGGGGACGAGGGAAGUCCUCCGCGCAGCUGCGCGUGGAAUUAGAGAGGACAAACUGCCGGGCACUUUGCCCCGGAAUGAGAAUUGGGGGUGCGUGGGUGGGGAGGCACCUCAGGAGGGAAAGGCGAAAGGGAAGGACCAGAAAGAGGAAGGAAGACUCAGGAAGGAACGGAAGGGAACUCAGAGCUGAGAGGAGGGGGGUUAAGACUAGGGAUGCGGACUGGGCUCGGGGCCGCGUGGCCCACGCGGGCACUGGCCGGUGGAUGGCAGGGCUGGUCCUGAAGUUGAGUUUGAGAGGCGACACGGCGGCGGCGGCCGCGCUGCUCCCGCUCCUCUGCCUCCCCAUGGAUAUGCACUGCAAAGCAGACCCCUUCUCCGCGAUGCACCCAGGGCACGGGGGUGUGAACCAGCUCGGGGGGGUGUUUGUGAACGGCCGGCCCCUGCCCGACGUGGUGAGGCAGCGCAUCGUGGAGCUGGCCCACCAGGGGGUGCGGCCUUGCGACAUAUCCCGGCAGCUGCGGGUCAGCCACGGCUGUGUCAGCAAAAUCCUGGGCAGGUACUAUGAGACCGGCAGCAUCAAGCCCGGAGUGAUUGGAGGUUCCAAGCCCAAAGUGGCGACGCCCAAAGUGGUGGACAAGAUUGCUGAAUACAAGCGCCAGAACCCCACCAUGUUCGCCUGGGAGAUUCGGGACCGGCUCCUGGCUGAGGGCAUCUGCGACAAUGACACCGUGCCCAGCGUCUCUUCCAUCAACAGGAUCAUCAGGACCAAAGUUCAGCAGCCUUUCCACCCAACGCCGGAUGGGGCUGGGACGGGAGUGACUGCCCCCGGCCACACCAUUGUUCCCAGUACGGCCUCCCCUCCUGUUUCCAGCGCCUCCAAUGAUCCAGUGGGAUCCUACUCCAUCAAUGGGAUCCUGGGGAUCCCUCGCUCCAAUGGUGAGAAGAGGAAACGUGAUGAAGAUGUGUCCGAGGGCUCGGUCCCCAAUGGAGACUCCCAGAGUGGCGUGGACAGUUUGCGGAAGCACUUGCGAGCGGACACCUUCACCCAGCAGCAGCUGGAAGCUUUGGAUCGGGUCUUUGAGCGUCCUUCCUACCCCGACGUCUUCCAGGCAUCAGAGCACAUCAAAUCAGAACAGGGGAAUGAGUACUCCCUCCCAGCCCUGACCCCCGGGCUUGAUGAAGUCAAGUCGAGUCUAUCUGCAUCCGCCAACCCCGAGCUGGGCAGCAACGUGUCAGGCACGCAGACAUACCCUGUUGUGACCGGUCGUGACAUGGCGAGCACCACUCUGCCUGGUUACCCCCCUCACGUGCCCCCCACUGGCCAGGGAAGCUACCCCACCUCCACCCUGGCAGGAAUGGUGCCUGGGAGCGAGUUCUCCGGCAACCCGUACAGCCACCCCCAGUACACGGCCUACAACGAGGCUUGGAGAUUCAGCAACCCCGCCUUACUAAGUUCCCCUUAUUAUUAUAGUGCCGCCCCCCCGGGGCCGCCCCUGCCGCUGCUGCCGCUGCCUAUGACCGCCACUAGUUACCGCGGGGACCACAUCAAGCUUCAGGCCGACAGCUUCGGCCUCCACAUCGUCCCCGUCUGACCGCCCACCCCGGAGGGAGGGAGCACCGACGCCACGCGAUGCCUCCCGGCCACCGCCCCAGCCCCACCCCCCUCCCAGGAACCCUGCAGCCCUUCACACCAUCCAGUCGAAGGCCGGACAGGACGGGUGGAGCCGCGGGCGGGACCCUCAGGCCCGGGCCCACCGCCCCCAACCCCGCCCGCCGCCCCUCCCCGCCUGCCUGGACUGCGCGGCGUCGAGAGGAGGGCGCGCCCCAGCUCGCUCCGGCUAGGCCCGAGCCGGCCCCGGAGCGG